Messenger RNA from Penicillium vulpinum, 1626 nucleotides. Its product is annotated as DUF5102 domain-containing protein. The record is from RefSeq and is a predicted model, not a curated record. Bases 1 to 1626 code for a protein of 541 amino acids. NCBI's taxonomy places the organism in Eukaryota, Fungi, Ascomycota, Eurotiomycetes, Eurotiales, Aspergillaceae. The transcript is spliced from 2 exons.
AUGUCGGAGGGGCCGUCCGAUUCGUCUAGGUCGCAUCUAGAGCCCCCCAGCAGGACUAUGGAAAUGCAAGAUCCAGGAGCUGUCGACCAUGCAGCUUCUGAAAGCGACGAUGAACACUUCUCGGACGCUAGUGAAGGGAACCCCCAGCCACUCCCACGACCCGGUCGCACUUCCCCUGUCCCGCGAACACGAGUGGAGAGGGUUGACAGCAGCGCUCAAUAUGGCGAGAUCCCUGGCACAGCAGCAUUUGAAAAGAGGGAACAGGAUGCAGUGCCCGAUGAGAUCGAGGUUAUCCCAGAAGGCUCAGAUGGCCAGACACGUUCUCCCGCGGGGUCGGUGGACCAAACCUCAAGCCCUGAAGACUUGCCGAUUCCGCGUACAGUAGUUGAGAAGGUGGACCCUGGUGUACCUAGCCAUGGCGAAGUCCCCGGCACAUUGGCACAUGAACAGCGUCUCGCCGAUGCUGUGCCCGACGUGGUGACCAAGGCUCCGGAUUCCGAGGGCAGCCCAACGCCGCCAGCAUUCGACUCUACAGCCCCCGAGCUUGAUGUGUCUACAACAGACAUUCCCGAGACACGGCUCGAGCGGGUAGAUACAAUACCCGCUGAGGAAGUAUCGACACACCCACAAGCUCAUACAAGCUCAACAAGUGAUACAUUACCCGAUACGGUAGAAACCGUCCCAGACGUCUCAAUAUGUGAUACAGACCUGGAAAACAAAGACCUCUCAUUGGAGCAUGACAUGAACGACGACCACAGAUAUGAAAAGCAAGAAGCAGGGGAUGAUUUUGAUGAAUUUGUAGAAGAGCAGGAAGACAUGGGAGAUGAUGAUUUUGGAGACUUCGACGACGGCUUCCAAGAGCCCAGUGCAGAGGAAGCUCUCACAGAUGAAACUGCGACAUCUCAGCAAUCUAAUGCACCUCCGCCUCUUAUCGACUUUGACACAUUCAAAUCCACCUCCGAACUCCUCGACUCCCUCCAAGACACCCUCGACAUCCUCUUCCCCGCAUCCCAAGACAUAAGCUCCCUCCCUCCCGUCGAGCCAAUCCCAGACUCUGCAGCAAUCUUCAGCACCGAGCGAUCCCUCUCACUAUGGUCCCAGCUUGUGGCACCACCACCCCUCCAGCCCCAAAACUGGGUGAAAUCCCGAAUCCGCCGACUAUUCCUCGUAUCCCUAGGCGUGCCAGUUGAUCUGGAUGAGAUCCUCCCAGCCUCCAAGCAGAAAAAGCUCGUUCUCCCUUCUAUUGAUCUUGAAGGCGCCCGCGCUAAGAGCCCCGGUGCUCGCUCCCGUAGUCGAGUUCGCAAAGAAGAAGGCAACGACAACAACACCGGAAAGGGGCAAGCCCCCUCCCGUCAAAAGGCUACCUCCCGCCGUGGCAUACCGCCGGCGCCUGAAAUAGACCUCUCGGCAGUCCGCCGGUUGUGUGCCACCACCGAUGCUGCACUGAAUGGUCUCACGGAUUCAGAGUUGAAGCAGCAUGUCCAAGAACUACAUCAAGUUACCCAGCGCGCUAGUUCUGUAUUGGAGUACUGGCUGAAGCGGCGAGAUGGCUUGAUUGGCGAAAAAGAGGCUUUCGAGGGUGUCAUUGAGAACCUUGUCAGUCAUGUUAGGAGAGUCAGAAAGUAG